UGGAUAGCUUCUAUUCUCUGAUCCAGACUCCGAAGCAGAAGAUGGCGGUAAUGCACCUACUACGCUGGCUGCUGCUAACCGCCAUUAAACCCCACAAAGAAUAAGAAGGAGCAGGAGGGCGUUCCGCUGGAGAGCAUACAAAUACAGUAUGGUGAAUUAUGCAGGUGUACGUGCUUCACAUUUAGAUGCUGUCAAAGCCUAGGUUUUUGUCUAAAGAGUUUGUUUACAUCCCGGAGCCGCGGCCUUCCUUGAUGUUAGCCUUCCUGGUGUCACCACUGCCGGGGGAAAGGCGACCGAGGAGGCCAGGCUCGCAGACAUGGAGGCUAGCCGUCUUCGCAGAGGGAGCGAGCUGUAGGACGUGGUGAUUUCUACGGGGGUGUUGGCACUCCUAGAAUGGACCCUGCUAACACUGGGGGGGAUAUGUCACCUUUGUACGUGCCAAGAAAGAGAAAAUCCAUCCAGUCACAACCUAAAGGUGGAGUGCCAUGUCCAGUUGUUCAGCGACUACCAGAAAGAACGUGCGACUUAAACUCAGCUGGAUAUCCCAAGAAUGACGAGUCUGAAGCCCAACAUGGUCUGAAGAUGAAGAGAACUUAUGGCAGAAAAAGGUACGUGGACCUCCAGAGUGUUUCCAUAGGAGCAGUGGAUUACCCAACCACCAGCUGUUCAGUGAUGUCAUCAGGUGGCCUGGCCAAUGGGGCGGACCCAGGGUCCAUGGCCCCGCCCACUGCAAGGCUGCCUCCAAGACUGGGGGCGAAGGAUGUGUGGCCUCAAGGCCCCGAGACGGGCAGGGAGCAGCCCCAGCCUCAGGACCACAGCUGGAACUCCAGCAGGGACAGAGGCCCCGACGCCUGGGCCCCCGGUAGAGACCGCCCGCAGGAGCAGGUCUGGAACUCUGGCAGAGACCGAGCGGGACACUCCAGUCAAGACCAGACAUGGAUUCCAGGCAGGGAUAGGGCCCAUGCCGGACCGGACCAGGCCUGGAUGACGGGCCGGGACCGAGGUCCAGAGCAGGGCUGGGCGGCCGACAGAGACCGAGGACAGGAUCAGGCCUGGAACGCAGGCAGGGAUCCGGGAAGAGACCGGGCCUCCUCAGGGCCGGAGCAGGCGUGGGGAACUGGCCGAGGCCAAGACCAAGGCUGGAGCAACACCAGCAGAGACAGAGAACAUGUCUGGAGACCUGACUUGAACAUGAAGAAAGUCCAGAGAGUGGAGAUGGAGCGAAGCUCACCUGUUAAUAACUUCACACAGCCACCAGAGGGCAGAGACUCUUGUUCAGAUGCAGCCGGUGUUGGGGAGGCUUCGACGGCCCCACCCAGCGAGGAGCAGAAACCCCUCGUCCCCUCCACCAAGAAGGAGCCUCCUACCUACCCUCCGGGAAGUCAAGAGGAGCGCUGGCAGCUCCAGAUUGUGGCCAAAGGCCGAGUCACCUGUCCAAAAUGUAAAAGUGUGAGCAGGAAGACUGUGGAGGGGCUGAAGAAGCACAUGGAGAACUGCAGACUGCAACCGUUCACCUGUCAGCACUGUGGGAAACAGCUAAAGUCUUCAACAGGGAUGAAGUACCACAUCAUGGCUGACCACAGCCAUCUGCCCUCAGCAGACGAUGCCAAGGACCUGGAUGACCGUGCCAUCAAAGACAAACUGCGCAAAAUCCUGAAGAGACUGGGCAAAUUAAAAUGCUCUAAAGAGGGCUGUAAUGCUGCCUUCACCAGCAUCAUGGGCUACGUGUACCACAUGAAGAAGUGUGGAAAAGAGGAGUCUGAGCUGGAGAAGAUGCUGCUCAAUUGCUCUCACUGCGGGAAGACUUACAAGUCCAAGGCCGGUCUGGAGUACCACCUGAAAUCCGAGCAUGCUCCUACGCCUCAGAAGAGUGAGGAAGACGAGGCACUGAAGGCCCACAGGGAGGCCAACCCGGAGAGGACGGCCAGCGGCAGGGUGCAGCGAGCAUCGGCCCAGGUGGCAAACUUCCACUUGGCUGAGAUCGCCAACAACGAGCUGCCCAAAGACUGGCCCAAGAGGAAGUUUCAGUCGGACCUGGUGCCAGAUGACAAAAAGUUGAAAUACGCCCGGCCAGGCCUGCCUGCCUUCAGCCAAGAGGUUCUGCGGAAGUGGAAGAAUGAGGUGAAGCUGCAGAGGAAAGUCCAUUGUCCCAACCAGGGUUGUGGCUCCACCUACACCAGUGUGUCCGGACUGAAAGCCCAUCUAGGACUCUGCACAAGGGGCGACUUUGAGGCUGGUAAAUACCGAUGUCUGAUCUGCAACAAAGAGUUCAACUCUGAAAGUGGAGUGAAAUACCACAUCAACUCUGUCCAUUCACAGGACUGGUUUGUGACCAACAAAAAGGCCUCCAAGAAAUUUGAGAAGUUCCUCAAAAGCCAGCCCAAAGAGUUUGUCCAUGAUGUGGACAAGCAGCUUGUCGAUCACUACCAGCAUCACCAUCAUCAUCAUCAUCUCCAUCACCUCCAGCAUCCUCAUCAUCAUCAGCAGCAGCAGCAUCACCAGGCUCAGCUCCUCCACCCAGAGCACCAGAACCUCCAUCCGCCGGUGGACACCCAGCUCCAGCAGCCCAUGCUGCACUACACCCCUUUGGAGCCUGCACCCGGACCCAUGUGGGUGGACAUGGACCGGGGGGGUGGAGCCGUGCCGGACCCAGAGCAGGCCCCGGUGGAGAUGGACAAACCCGGCGAGGACAGCGGCAAGAUGGUGGAGGGGAAAAGGAGAGAGAAGGGGGAGAGGGGGAAGGCUGACGGGAAGCGGAAGGAUUGCUUUGCUUUCGGCGGUGGCGGUGGCGGUGGCGUUGGCGGCGGCGUUGGCGUUGGCGGCAGCAGCAAUACGGGCAGCUCAUCCAGCGAAUCGGAGGUGGAGCAGCAGGACAGGCAGAGACAGAUCGACCAGUGGAAUCUGAAACGGCCGGACAUCAUGGAGCCCCACCCUGAGGCCGGAGAGGAACAAAGGAACGCUUGA
Molecule: messenger RNA, 2964 nt
Organism: Perca flavescens (yellow perch)
Lineage: Eukaryota; Metazoa; Chordata; Actinopteri; Perciformes; Percidae
Gene: znf512
Product: zinc finger protein 512
Exons: 17
Coding region: 394-2964 (856 amino acids)
Molecular function (GO): zinc ion binding
Source: RefSeq, a predicted model, not a curated record